CCCACAGGCUUGCCGGCGCAGCCGCCGAGGGCCUGGCGGUGCCCUUCACCUUCUGUGAGCUGCGGCGGGCCCGAGCGGAGCCCGCCUCCUGGCCUGUGAGGAAACAUGUCGCUAGCGGCCGAAGCCUUCGUGACUCAAAUCGCAGCUGCAGAACCCUGGCCUGGAAAUGCUGCAUUGUAUCAGCCAUUGAAAGAGGAGCAAAUUUUACUUUCUGACAAUGCGGCUUGCCUUGCUGUUCAGGCUUUUUUACAAAUGUGCAGUCUGCCUGUCCAGUUAGUUCACAGGGCAAAUGCUGAGUACAUGUCUCCAUCUGGGAAAGUGCCCUUUAUUCAUGUAGGAAAUCAAGUAGUUUCUGAACUUGGUCCCAUUGUUCAGUUUGUAAAAGCAAAGGGCCAUUCACUUAGUGACGGGUUGGAUGAAGUCCAAAAAGCAGAGAUGAAAGCCUACAUGGAAUUAGUCAAUAAUAAACUUUUGACAGCCGAGCUGUAUCUUCAGUGGUGUGAUGAUGCUACAGUCCAGGAGAUUACUCAUCCAAGAUAUGGAUCUCCUUAUCCUUGGCCUCUGAAUCAUAUUUUGGCUUAUCAGAAACAAUGGGAAGUCCGACGGAAGAUGAAAGCCAUUGGUUGGGGUUGCAAGUCAUUUGAUCAGGUGCUAGAAGAUGUCGAUCAGUGUUGUCAAGCCCUUUCUCAAAGGCUUGGAACACAACUGUAUUUCUUCAAUAAGAAGCCAACUGAGUUAGACGCUUUGGUGUUUGGACAUCUGUUCACCAUCCUGACUACCCAGCUGAUCAGUGAUGAACUAUCUGAAAAAGUGAAAAGCUACAGUAACCUCAUAUCGUUUUGCAGAAGAAUAGAGCAGCACUACUUUGAGGGCCGUGCUAAAGACGCAACAUUCAGGCUGUCCUUGAUAAGUUGAAUGUUAUAUGGCAGUCGAAGGCUUGAAAUAGGAGCUUUGGUUUUUGUUUUAAAAAGACUAGACAUGAGUUUGAAAACAGGGCUGGUUGCGCUAUUUCUGUUUGAAACUGCCAAACCGUACUACCCGGAAAAAGGAUCUGCUUGUGUUGAAUUCAAUGAACUUGUUAGUAUUUAAGACACAAUUUACUGGAGUUUUUCAUUAAAUAGCCUGCAUGCUAUUUGAAUUUCACUCUGAAGAGCCCUUGAAACAACACUGUAUGAAAAUAUAACAAUAAAAUCUACAAGGAUUGUAUUAAUACUGUUUUCUAGCAUCGGCCUAAGCAAUUGCUGCUGGUUAUUCAAUAGUGUAUUCAGAGUUACCGCAUUCAGUAGAGUUCAUAAAUUGGCUAUGUGAUCAAGCUAUUUAGAUGCUUACAUUUUAGAAGUGAGAAGUUAACUCUGUUUAGUUUUCAGUAUAGUUUGCAUUUCUGUAGAAGAAGCCUCCAUCAUUAAAACAACUAUAAUCAAUUCCAAUAGAAUUAUUUAAAAUAACAUGGCAGCAAAAUAAAUGAUUACUUUCUAACAGUAAAAGGAGUGCUCCCUGUGCCAGGUAUAAAAGAAGGAAAACUGGGCCUCUUACACUCAAAGCAGGGGCUCUUCGUGCAUGAAGGUGUGCAGAAAAAAGAUGAGGAAUGUGCAUAUUCCAUGGAAUGUUGUGAGUAGUUGAGAAUAAGUUGUAUGUAUGUGUAAAGCGCUGUCAAGUCACCACCAAAUUAUGGCAACCCCAUAGGGUUUCCGAGCCAAGAUAUGAACAGAGGUGGUUUGCCAUUGCCUGCCUCUGCGUGGCAACCCUGGACUUCCUUGGUGGUCUCCCAUCAAAGUAUUGACCGGGACCAACCCUGCUUAGCUUCUGAGAUCUGACAAGUUCAGGCUAGCCUGGGCCAUCCAGGUUGGGGCAAGAGUAAGUUAAGAGAAGCAAAAGGGGAGGGGGGAUAUAGGAAAAUUGACCCGCUCAAGCCCCCAAGAGUCUAUAGUAGAGUCAUAGAAGGGGAGAUUGGGAUGUUGAGGGGAGUGGGGUUUUCCAAAUUGUUUUCCCCACCUUGUGAGCACCCAAUGUUAAAGUUAAUGGCUAAAUGCCUGUCAGUAACUUGACCACACAGACAAAAUAGGGUGUUUGAUGUAUACACAGAACUCUCCCAAUUAUAGAGAAAAUAUUACUUCAUUAAUUAAAGCUGGAGAAAACUGCCCUGACCACAGUCACACAUACCUUGGUAAUACCCAGGCUUAACUACUGUUGCAUGUCGUAUAUGGGAUUACCCUUGAAGAGAGGAAGUUUCAAUUAGUCCAGAAUGUGGCAGCGUCUGUCCUUUUAUAGGUCUCCACUGGGGUGAUCACUGGAGUUACACCAUCUACACCGGCUUGCAGUCUGUUUCCACACUCAAUACAAGUUGCUGAUUUUCAUUUCUAAAGCCCUAAAAUGGCCAAGGCCCAGAAUAGCUACAGGACCCCCUCUACAGGUAUCAAUCAGCCCAAGACUUGAGGUCAGCCGGGGAGCCUUCCUCCAGGAACCCAACUGGCAGUGGUUCGGCUGGUGGAAUCCAUAGGAGGUGUCAUUCAUGACCCCUUCUGACCAGACCAGUGACUCUGACUUGGAGAGCUCAGAGGAAGAGCCUGAGGAAGAGCAGUGGGAGGGAAAAUACUUCCCUUCGUUGGCUGUAAUAUUUCAAUUACAAUCUUCUGUUUCAAAAGAUGAAUUUUUUUUAGCAAACCCUUGUUUAUCAAGCUAUCGUCUUACUGUUGAUUUACAGGUAAAGCCACUGGAAGGCUCUUGGUUUUCGGACUCAGAUCCUCAGUUUAGCUACCACAGAAGCUUCUGCAGUACUGUUCCAUGCAACUUCAGAGAAAACUUUGGGUAAAGAAUGUGGUACAGGAUUUACAGCUGCUACUCCUGUAUCCUGUAAAUAAAAAUAGCUGGCAGGAGCAUCUGUGUGAACUUCUACACCCUCCAUUCACUUUUAUUCACUGCAGCGGAAUAUGCUGUGCUUUCAGCUAACGCAGGAAGUGAAAAUGGGUGCAAAUAGAGCCAAUUUCAUCUCAAAAGGAAGCAGCUGCAAAGGAAUAUGAUUGUAUUCUGCAACUAUAUCUGAGAAAAAUGUACAAUAGAGGCUGAAAGAACUAUGGGUAGGUUAAAGAGCACUAGGUUCAGGAGCUAAUAAUCAUACACAUUUUAUAGCUAGGUUGUUAACAAGGCUGAGAUUGCAAAUUAGAUUUUUCUGAUGAUUAUAGGUAUAAAAGUUCUAAAACUUCCCCAGAGUAAUUGUAGCAGCAGGUACUCCUGGGGGGGCAGGGUUGAGAUUUAUUUUAUUUGUUGUUUCUCUGGUUCUCCAUCUAGGACAGGAAGAUUUCUUUCUCUUUCCCCACCCCCCAAGAUUUGUAGCCCUCAUCCCCUUUAUUUGCAGGAACUGUAAUUAAUACCAUUAGAAACUAGAGGUUGAUGGGGAAGGACUUGUCCCACUAAAAAUUUCCUUUUGUGUCACAUUUGCUAGCUAACCAGUCAUCAUAAGAGAUCUGGAAGGAAUUUUUCCACGAGUCAAGUUGAGUAGCUGGGAUUUCUUUCUUACGUAACAUUUGACUUAAGAGUACUGAUGUAGUCAUGUAAAGAUGUGAGCUUUGAAUAUGCUAAUCUGCUAUAUCAUAUACAUGGAACAAGUAAGAAUUUUACUCAUACGAGUACCUUGCAAAUUCUCUUGUUAAUGCUGUUAAUUACAUGCUGGUUUUAGCUGAUGCCUGUCCUGCCUGGUAAUGGCUGGAUUUAAUAAAGCAAACUAAAAA
Messenger RNA from Eublepharis macularius, 3725 nucleotides. RefSeq names its product metaxin 2 (gene MTX2). NCBI's taxonomy places the organism in Eukaryota, Metazoa, Chordata, Lepidosauria, Squamata, Eublepharidae. The coding region runs from base 106 to 915 and encodes 269 amino acids. The transcript has 10 exons. Gene Ontology annotation, cellular component: SAM complex. Gene Ontology annotation, biological process: mitochondrion organization. The record is from RefSeq and is a predicted model, not a curated record.